AAAAAAAUGUUUUCUGUCAUUGUCACAAUUAUACAUCUGUUGACUGCUCUAAUUUCUAUCAUUUAUGUUAGUAAAGGAUUAAAGAUAUUUAAUUCUCCUUUAUUUAAGAAUACAGACAUCCCUGAAAGAUUUAAGCCAUUCAGAAGGACAGAUAGAGACAAUUGGAAUAGAUAUGAAAUGUACCUCUGCAGUAUCCUUUUUUUCCCAUUGAGAUUGCUAAUGAGCUUUGUAAUAUUGAUAUCUUUCAUAUUUACAAUGUUUGUAGCUACUAUUGGUAGAAAUAUAAAAUUUAUAUUUAGGUUUUAAACUGAAAAAUCCUUGGCCAGAAUCUAGAUUGAAAGCGUUUAAACCUAUACUAUAAUUCCUUGGAAAGGCAUAUCUUUACGCUAAUGGCUUUAUUUAUAUUAAGGAAAAAACAUUAAGGUAAAUAUAAUGAACAAUUAUUUAUCAUAGAUUUGAAGAUUUUAUUCCUGAUUACUAAAAAACAGAAUUAAGUAAAGGUUAACCUUCAAUUAUUAUUUCAAAUCAUUCUAGUUGGUAUGAUACAAUAACUUAUGUUUACAAAUAUUUACCAUCCUAUAUGUCCAAAGUGUCAGUAAGCAAAUACCCAUUAUUUGGAUGGAUAACAACUUCAUUAAAGUCAAUUUAUGUUGAUAGAGAAAGCGAAGAAAGUCGACAUCAAUGUGUUGCAGAUCUAUCUGAAAGAGUCAGAUAAAUUAAUUAAGGCUAAUUGUUUCCACCUGUAAUCAUUUUUCCAGAAGGUACUACGACGAACGGAGAAUGUUUAAUUCCUUUUAAAAGAGGAGCAUUUGAUCCAUUAUUGCCUGUGAAAAUCUGCUGUCUCAAAUAUUCAAAGAGAAGAUUUCAUCCAGUCAUGGACGUUAUAGGCAUUGGUUAUAUGACACUUUUUUCAUUGAAUCAAUUUGCUAAUGAAGUAGAAAUAAUUGAAUUCGAAGGUCUAUUUGAUCCUACUUAUCUUAAUUUACAACAAUAUCCAGAAGAAAAAAGAGUAUGAUUCAUAAUUUAUCAUAAUUAGUGGGAGAUAUACGCAAAUGCAUGCAGGCAACUUAUGGCGUAAGCUCUUGGAAUCAAGUUGAUUGAAGCUACUUAUAGAGAUGGAGUAGAAUAUCAAAUGAAAUAUCUCAAAGGUAAAUUAAAAUAAGAGUGAAAAUUAUAUAAAUAUAAUA
Paramecium octaurelia is the source of this 1187-nucleotide messenger RNA. The record is from the annotation of a GenBank genome assembly. NCBI's taxonomy places the organism in Eukaryota, Ciliophora, Oligohymenophorea, Peniculida, Parameciidae.